Molecule: messenger RNA, 4017 nt
Organism: Stegastes partitus (bicolor damselfish)
Lineage: Eukaryota; Metazoa; Chordata; Actinopteri; Pomacentridae
Gene: nfs1
Product: NFS1 cysteine desulfurase
Exons: 13
Coding region: 233-1582 (449 amino acids)
Biological process (GO): [2Fe-2S] cluster assembly
Cellular component (GO): cytosol; mitochondrion; nucleus
Molecular function (GO): pyridoxal phosphate binding; cysteine desulfurase activity
Source: RefSeq, a predicted model, not a curated record
GGAGCUGUAACCGGACCGUAUGUAACUGACAGGCAGCAGGGCUGCUCGGAACCGAACUUCACUCACAUUGAACCACGUUUAUCCUCGAAACCGAGACUUUCUUUCACUUUCUCUUACUGAAACCGGCGGGUUCGACUGGUCCCAGCCGGUUCUCGCUGCUGCUCCGGUUGCGGUCCUCGCGGUGCUUGUUUGUGGACGGAGGUCAGCGGCUCUCCAGCUCCGAUCCGACAAGAUGCUUUCCCCAGGCAGGACCGUCUCCUCCCGGCUGCUGAGGCCCGGCUCCUGGCUGCCUCUCCGUCUGGGCUCCGAGCGGACGGCCGCCAGCUCCGUGCCGAAAGAGUUGAUCAAGAAGCGCGAGCUGGAGAAGGACGAGCUCCGCCCCCUUUACAUGGACUUCCAGGCCACCACUCCAAUGGACCCGCGGGUGCUGGACGCCAUGCUGCCGUACCAGGUCAACUACUACGGCAACCCUCACUCCAGAACUCACGCCUACGGCUGGGAGAGCGAGAGCGCCAUGGAGACGGCCAGGAAGCAGGUGGCUGAUCUGAUCGGAGCCGAUCCCAGAGAAAUCAUCUUCACCAGCGGAGCCACCGAGUCCAACAACAUGGCCAUCAAGGGCGUGGCCAGGUUCUACCAGGCCAAGAAGCGUCACGUGAUCACCACGCAGACCGAACACAAAUGUGUGCUGGACUCGUGUCGAAUCCUGGAGUCUGAGGGAUUCAGCGUCACCUACCUGCCAGUCCAGAAGAACGGACUGCUGGACCUGGAGCUGCUGGAGGCCUCCAUCCGUCCCGACACGUCUCUGGUGUCGGUGAUGUCCGUCAACAACGAGAUCGGAGUCAAGCAGCCCAUCAAGGAGAUCGGGAAGAUCUGCCGCUCCAAAGGAGUUUUCCUCCACACGGAUGCCGCUCAGGCUGUCGGCAAGAUUCCCAUCAACGUCUCCGACUCCAGGAUCGACCUGAUGUCCAUCAGCGCUCACAAGAUCUACGGACCCAAAGGUGUGGGAGCUCUGUACGUCCGUCGCAGGCCUCGCGUCCGUCUGGAGCCGCUGCAGAACGGCGGCGGCCAGGAGAGGGGGCUGCGCUCCGGCACCGUGCCCACCCCGCUGGCUGUCGGCCUGGGAGCCGCCUGCAGCAUCGCUCAGCAGGAGAUGGAGUAUGAUCAUCACCGGGUGUCCAUGCUCGCUAAUCGUCUGGUCAGCAAGGUCAUGUCUGAGCUUCCUGAUGUUAUCAUGAAUGGAGAUCCAGAACAGCGCUACCCUGGCUGUGUCAACCUUUCCUUUGCCUACGUGGAGGGAGAGAGUCUGCUGAUGGCCCUGAAGGACGUUGCUCUGUCAUCUGGAAGCGCGUGCACAUCAGCGUCUCUGGAGCCGUCGUACGUCCUCAGAGCGAUCGGAGCCGACGAAGAUCUGGCUCACUCUUCCAUCAGGUUUGGUAUCGGCAGGUUCACCACUGAAGACGAGGUCGACUAUACGGCCGAGAAAUGCAUCCAGCAGGUCCACAGGCUCCGAGAGAUGAGUCCUCUGUGGGAGAUGGUUCAGGAAGGCAUCGACCUGAAGAGCAUCAAGUGGACCCAGCAUUAGACUCCUCCCACUUGGAUGAAGGUUCCCAGCACUCCUGGGGACCGACCAGCUUUUUCUUCCUGUACACAAACACGCACAAACUUCCUAUCCGACUUGAAGUCUGUCUGUAGCUGUAGCUCUGUGUCUCUGUAGAAGCUCCUCCGGUUGCUCUGUCAGGGGACGUUGCUCAGUGAGUUGACCAACGCACAGAAAUCUCCGCUUGUUGUAUUUGUUCUGUUGUGCAUCAGCGUGUUGCCCAACAAGCGGCUUGUGCAUCUCCAGUGAAAAGUGCGACGCGCUGAUGUUUUGGGCCGUCUGAGAUGCGAGUUGACGGUCGAGAGAAAAACGCAAAAUCUUCACUCGUCGCUCCAAAAUUGACGGCGGAUUCGGAUCGAUCGAACUUCGCCUGCAGCAGAAUUCAGACAGAAAUUUAGGACCAACUUCUCACAGCUGCAACAAAUCCGAACACGAACCCACCAGCCGUCGUGAACAUGUACACGUGCCAUUUUUUUAAAUAAAGUUUACUGAGGAAAAAAAAAAAACGUGUGCGCACAAAUCUGAAUGAUACAGAAAAGGGAAAAAACUGCGAUUCGCUUCAAACUGUCUGACCUGCAUCGGCUGAUAUGAUGUGACACAAGCUGAGACUUUAUCAGAUCCAUCUCCCACAGUGUGACAUGCAGCAGAUCCUGCAGUCUGGCAUUUAGUCGGCUCUCUUUGGGCUACUGGACUCACUGAUGAGUGGCAUUGUGAAGCUGGUUAACAGUUGGCUCAGUUAAUUCUCCGUUUACUCAUCCAGUAUUAAUUAUAACCAGCAGCAUCAUCAGUGGAAUAUUUAAUAGCAGGGAAACGACAUUACUGUCAUUCAGCAGGAUGAUAUGUGUCAGAAAUAUUCACACAAAUAGGAUAAAAGUUUGAAUUUAUAAUUCACUGGGCCAGUUAAGAGCAUGUGUGAUUAAUAUGCAGCCUUAGGCAUCAUAACUGAUGCUGUUCUGUUCAGAGUUUGGGAUUUGAAUUAGCUGGAAGAAGCAUCUCCAUUUAACCAGUUCCUCUCCUGAGAGAUUCAGAUUCUCAGCUUAUCUGUAAACCUGUUGAUCUGUAAGCUAAUAAUCCCACGUUAUGAAGCUGCACAGUUGCAACAGGAUAACUAGAUGUUGCCAUGGCAACCUGACAUUUGUUCAGCUGGUGACGCAGAAAACGCAAAAUUGUGUUUUAAUAUUUGAUCCUGAUUUGCUGCCCACUUUGUUUUACACUGCUAGUACUGCAGCUAAUAGAAUAAAUUAGAAAACGGAUCAGUCUGUUGGCAUUUAUCCCAGAAAAUAUUCAAGUAGUAACAUUAAAUUCACUUAGAUUUGGCUAAAAAACUAAUGAUUUCCAUGUUUAAUUCUUUAUGGGACAGUGUCAGACCUACAUGUUGGUGUUUAAAUGAAUGACGUUUGAAGUUUCAGAGCUCUAAUGUGCAGCUUUAAGUCAGAAAUAAGAACUCAGAGUGCAUUAGGCGACGUUAUAAACAUAUUAACGAACAGAAUCAUCAGUUUUCUACCAACGUUCUUCUCUGGAAUUAUUUGCAGUAUCGGUGGUAAAUUUUUUAAUCAUAGUACAUUUUUAUAUUCACCUUUAUAGCGACCUACUCUCCUCACCGAAGUAGGUGACAAAAAAGGGUCACAUGACUCUUCAAAUGCCUCCUUUAGUGGACAAACUGGUUAACAUAGGAAGCUGAUAAACACUCACCUGAUAUCUCCGAUUAAGGUUUUGUCAAGUCAGACAACGCAAAGAAAGCCUGGAUGUGUCAAACUUGCUUCAUCACACACUCCUCUCUGUAACACACACUGACUUUAUGACUUACUGGCGGUGACGCUUUACCUGUGGUGGAGCUUCAUGGUGCCACAAAACUAAAAUGAAACCCAAAGAUGGCUGACUAAACAGCUGAUCUCACUGUGGGAUGUCGCCAGCAUCAUUUCAACCUGAACAGUGUGCUGCAGUUUACCAGGACGUGACGGUUCAUCUCAUAAUACUUUAAGUCGGGACUUUUCACUUGACGAUUCACGUCUCCUGCACUGUUCUUCAUGUUAUUCUCUGUCCUCUCCGUCUUGUCUCAGUCCUCAGUCUUUCCUUCACAUCAGUGUUUACCAGCCAGCAGCAUGUCGGUGUAACAUCCUCAGUGAAAUGUUCAUUCAAACAGUGUUAGCAGCAGCAGCAGCUCGGAUUCUUCUGACAGACUGCAGCCGAUUUUAAAUACUGGAAUCUUUUGUCACAAGUCUGAGGUUGCUGAAGAUGAUCCUGAAAGUCUGAGAACAAACGAGUGAGAUAUUUGUUUGAUAAAUGUGGUUGGAGCGCACUAUUUUGUGUUCCUAGAUAUAUUCCAAGCCUCAUAUUUAUUAGCCUGCAGCUUCCUCUCCUGUUACUCACCACUACACAUUAGUGUUCAAUAAAUCGCUGCUUCAUGGUUAUGCAAUCAA